AUGGACGGCCGUCCAGCCAAACGACAACGUCGAUCCAUUCACUCCGAAAAUCCCAUCCCAAGGAUUCAACAGUCUCAAUCGCCCCCAAUUGAUCUUGUCUCAUCCUCUCCUUCGUCCUCCUCCUCCGCAAGUCUCGCGAUCACUUCGCGGUCCAAACCCAAAUCAACCACAAAUUCAAAGCCUUGCAAGCCGCGCACAAGCCAGGUCCAAUUGCCGUCGCAGUCCCUAUCACGAGUCCAUUCGUCGUCUGUCUCACCGCGAAAGUCGAAGCCGAAGCCGAAACCGAAAACACAAGGACAAGGACAAGGCCAGGCAAAACAGGACUCUGAUUCGCCGACAAAGUCCAAGUCACUGCAUACUUUCUUUCAGCCUGCGACGGAAGCGCAGCGAUGGUCGGCGCAGAAAUUCGAGCCCAGGCGGCCGUUGGCGGCUUCGGCUGAGAAUACGCUUGAUGCGGAUAUCAUUGAGGAUGAUUACGAUUCGUAUGAUGAGAUCUUUUCGCAGCAUUUCAGUGUUGGGUUUGGGGUUGGAACGGGAGCCAAGGCCGGGCUUGGGCCUGGGGCUGGAGCUGUAGAUGGGAGGCCAGCGAGGUCGACCUAUGGAGGUGGAACGGAGAGUCCUUCUUCAAUACAGAUUGAAUCGCCUGUUGCGCAUGGGGCUGGAGGUGGCAAGUCGAAGCGUGUGGUGCCGAAAAAGAAGAAGACGACAGCGACGACCACGACGGCGACAGCAGGGGCACCUUCAAAGUCAAUGUCAAAAACGCAUGCGUCCAAGCGUUUCUUGAUGCCAGUGGAGGAUGGUCUCGGGUCAGGCGUGGGUGGCGCGAGGCAGAGAUCUGUCUCUGUCCCGGCUUCUGUUUCCAAGUCUGGUGAUGGUUCGGUGCUGGGUGAGGUCGACACUCGUCCUUGGGCACAGCGAUUUGCUCCGUCUGGUCUGGAUGAGAUUGCUGUGCACAAGCGAAAGGUCUCGGAUGUGCAGAGAUGGUUGGAGGAUGUGUUUGCUGGAAGACGGAAAGAUACCUCAUUCCUACACUGGUGGGUUAACACGGCUAAUGCUCGGUUCUAUAAGAGGUUACUAGUCCUACGAGGCCCUGCUGGCAGCGGCAAAACGACAACCGUCACCUUACUUUCCGAAACUGUCGGCUUCGACUUGAUAGAAUGGCGAAAUCCAUCGGUUCCAGAAUAUGCGGCACAAGAAUUUGUCUCGGUGAGCACACACUUUGAGGAAUUCCUCGGUCGAGGGGAUCGGUUUGGGGGUCUGCAUCUGGAAGACCCAGUUGAGUCGAAAAAGAAUCAGGACGCGAAGCCCCGAAGUCAUCGUGUACUCUUGAUCGAAGAAUUCCCCACGGUUUUGAGUCGAAAUUCUUCAAGCCUCGCUGCUUUCCGUGCAUCUCUUCAGCGAUACCUGGCCGCGUCGACAGAACCAUCUUCCUUGAGUGGGUGGAUGCAUCCUCCAAUCGUGAUGAUUGUCUCCGAGACAAUGCUCAGUUCUGCAUCGUCUAUUUCCGAUAAUUUAACGGUUCAUCGUUUGUUAGGCCCGACUCUGUAUAACCACCAGGGGACCACCAUCAUCGAUUUCAAUAUCAUCGCGCCAACGUUCAUGCAGAAAGCACUACGACUUGUGCUGGAGAAAGAGGCUUCUACAUCCCAACGCUCUCGGAUUCCUGGUGCUGCAGUGCUUGAAAAAAUCGCGGAGAUUGGUGACAUCCGAAGCGCCCUCUCUGCUCUUGAAUUUCUCUGUCUGAAAGACGAUAAGACCGGAUCCUGGAGUGGAACCCUGACAAAGUCUAAAAAGGCACGCCGUGGAUCAGCUCUCACGCCAAUGGAACGAGAAUCUCUCGAAAUGAUUUCGCAACGAGAGGCUAGCCUGGGCAUGUUUCAUGCAGUAGGCAAAAUCGCUUACAACAAACGUCUGGACCCAAGCCUUCUCCCCGCCGGAACUGUUGUGCCACCUUCACCUCCUGACCAUCUCUCUCACCAUAGCCGAGUCAAAGUCUCCGAGGUUGCAGUGAAUGACCUCCUUGAUGAGACCGGCACUGAUGUAUCCACGUUCAUCUCCGCCCUCCAUGAAAAUUACCCCCCGUCUUGCCAUGGCCACGCCUUCACGGAUAGCUUCAAUGCCUGCAUUGAAGCCCUGUCGGAUGCCGAUAUUCUCAGCGCGGAUCGUAAACCGUCCCAUGGUUCCCGCACCGGUGUCGGAAUCGGAGCCACCAUGUUCAAUGCAGGCAUUGAUAUGCUCCGACAGGAUGAGAUCAGUUUCCAGGUAGCCUCGCGCGGCCUGCUUUUCGGCCUACCUUACCCGGUCAAUAGAAAGGUCACAUCGAUUAAUGGGCGUAAACCCUCCCGCAUCGCUCACCAGAUGCUCUACCCGGCUUCACUGCGCCUAUGGAGACGAUCAGAGGAGAUUGAAGGUCUGCUCGAUUCAUGUCUCAAGCAGAUGCUCGAUUCUGCCAGUGGCUCUCGCCAUCUGAGCCGCGGAAGCUCGGAUUCUGGCGGUGUCAAGUCCUGGAGAAAUCUUCGACUGGGGUUCGGUGGGUCGGGCUUGGAAAAAGACUCGGAGGGAGGUGGUAUACCUGCUCUUGUGACGAUGAUGCCACGCUUAGAUGCGCUGCUCUACCAGUUACCUUAUAUGGCACAGAUUCGUCGCAAAGAGCCGGAUGGAUGGUCUCUUGCGCAGAUCACCGGUAUUUCCAGCAAUGGCACCGAUCUCCAAGGCGGGAAUAUGGACGAGGCGGAGGACGAUCACGAGGUUGAACUGGCGCCUGGGUUGCCACGCUCAAUAGGCGCUGCAAAUGUUGUCGUCGCCAAGUCUGCGCCGAGUGCAGCGGAGGAAGAAAAGCUGAUCCUGAGCGACGAUGAUAUUGUGGAUGAUUGA
This is a messenger RNA of Penicillium diatomitis, 2874 nucleotides long. RefSeq lists its product as uncharacterized. Gene Ontology annotation, molecular function: chromatin binding. Gene Ontology annotation, biological process: DNA damage checkpoint signaling; mitotic DNA replication checkpoint signaling; DNA repair. NCBI's taxonomy places the organism in Eukaryota, Fungi, Ascomycota, Eurotiomycetes, Eurotiales, Aspergillaceae. Bases 1 to 2874 code for a protein of 957 amino acids. The record is from RefSeq and is a predicted model, not a curated record. The transcript is spliced from 2 exons.